AUGUGCAAAAGAGUUGACCAUGCUUUUUACUGCCUGGGUUUUCUUGUCUAUUUACAACUUACAGCUACGCUUGCUGUUUCAAUAAACAACAGUAGUAAUAUUGAUUAUGAAGGAACGGAAAAUGUCGAUGACCCGUGUGAGAGUUUCCGGUGUGAAAAUGACGGCCAGUGUAUGACAAUUGUAUCCGAGCGAGAUGGCAACGAAACGAAACAUGCCGAGUGUACCUGCCACGAUCGUUGGAUUGGACCUCGAUGUGAAUCUCUUCUUAUCUUGUCCCCACGACGGAUCACGGAAUUCAGCGUCGAACUCCGGGUCAGCGUUCAGAAGACGAACACAUCGCAAUGGCAAGAAGAGAAAUACCUGAAAUACACCUUACAAUACUGGAGCAACGACAGCGACACGUCCUGCUAUAAAAUCCCCGAAAUUACCAACCUCACAUACGAAAUUUCCGACCUUACAUCAGGCGUCUUCUACCAUUUCUGCGCCCGCACUGACAUCGUAGCCAAGUGUGCUACUAACUCCAAAGACCCUCUUGGUCUGGGUUCGAAUUGUAUCGGUAUCGUGACACGUCUUCCGACAGGAGAACAAGAGAACAAUGCUAAAGGGACUUUAGUUCCGGUUCUUCCCAUUGUUAUUAGUGUCAUCCUCUUAGUUACCGCGGUGACGGCCCUCGCUGUUGUCUUUAAAUGCGGCUACAGCCUAUUCAAAGAGUGCGGUUGUUCUCUUUAUCGAACCGUUCAGUGCUGCUGUCGACAGAACCGGAAACCCGCGUAUGAUCUUUUCAUUUUACCAGACAACGCAUGCGCUAAUGUGAAUAAUCAAACUCCUCUCAUCGCGGACUCCAGUCAGACUCAUUUACAGAAUCCACAGUGUCUGACUUCUCUUACGCAGGCCUCUGUGUCUGCGCAUGCUACGCCGACAUUUUUUCCUCUAGCUACAGAUCGAAACCUAAGCGAACAGAAUCCAGAGAGAAUGCUUCCGCUUAUGUCCCAAACAAACGCUGAGGUAGCAGACAGCGAAUCGCCUGAUUUCAUACAAAUCAGUUCGUAA
Messenger RNA from Acanthosepion pharaonis, 1050 nucleotides. The record is from the annotation of a GenBank genome assembly. Lineage: Eukaryota; Metazoa; Mollusca; Cephalopoda; Sepiida; Sepiidae.